CUUUCCUUGCACCUUUCUUCUCUCGCGCUGUUUCUAUGGUGGUAUUAGGGUUUUGGAAGCAUUCCUUAUCCUCCAAUUCUUCCAAAACCCUAAUGUCCACCUGAAAAAAGCUUCAUCCUUUGUGACUUUUAACCUUCUCUUACAAGUCUCAUUCGUCAUCCUCCUUCUGGGCUCGGCAAUUCUCGCCGAUAUCGCCACCUCCGAGCUAUUUUUCGAUUCUCACAUUUCUAUAACUUGUGGGUACUGAUUCACACCAAGAUUUGGGGAUUAGGGUAAUGGUAGAAACCGAAGAGAAAUCUGAAAAGCUUGAGAAGAUUAAAGCUAAGCGUCGUCGAGUGAAUAGCUCAGAUAUAGUCUCAGAUACACAGAAGUACAAGAGAAUUCAGCGCUGCAUAGCGAAACCAUCUUAUCUUCUGAGUCUUGGGCCAAAGUCAAGCCGAAGUGAGUAUCUCAAUAGAUUACCAGGAUUACUUCGUGAGCUACUUCGUAAGAGAUACUGGAAUGAUGCAAGUCGUGUACUUUCAGUUCUGAUGAGAGGGACAAUUAAAGAUCCUUGUCCAAAGAUGAAUCGUCUCAAAUACGAGGCUCAUAUACAAAUUGUGAGUCACUUGGAAACUAAGAAAAACAAAGCUGAUGAGAUUGGAAGAAUAUAUGAUACUUGGAUUGGCCAGAUUGGUAAACUACAUAAAGAGGAGAGGCUCUUGGUUUGGUUCGAGCAAAUUUGUCAUUUUAUUGACCAUGAGAUGAACAGUGAGGCAUAUAGUGCUGCAAUCAGCUUGAUGCAGAACCGUGAUUUCGCAAUGCUUCCACGGGCCAAUCUGUUUAUAGGAAUCACAUUCUACAAGAUGUGGUGUAGUAAAUUCUUGAAGGAGUUGCAGCCUGAAGAUGUAGAUGACAAUGAAAGCGUAUCCAACGUGUCGGAAUCAAGAUCUGGUAGUCUGGUUGAGUGUUCAGGCAGGGAUGAGUCGGUGUGCUCUAUGGCGUCAGAGGUUUCUGCUAUAAAAGAUUCAGAGACUUCAGUCAGGAAUAAUAAAAAGGUUUCCCAUUUGUCCAUCAGUGACUCUGAGACAAGGAUGGAUACGAAGGUAAAAGUGAAGAGUACUCCACAUUUUACCACUCCACCACAACUCUAUGCGACCUCUGAAGAAAACGAAGCCUCUUUGGGAGAUGGAGUUGAAUUUGAUCCCACUGUUAUUAAUAUUCUUGGUGACAUGGAUCCAUGGUUGCUUCCUUUAAAACCGCCAUCAGAUCCUGAUUGCUACAGAAAGAUUGUCGAUGAUUCUUAUUUUAAGGAAGCAUUGAAACAUAUGCGGCAAACUCUUCAGUCCCCGCGUCAUGUAUCUUUGGCUGCAUUACAUCCACUUGUACAGCUUCUGUUAAUUGGAGGUCAUGUAGAUGAAGCGAUGAAAGUAGUCGAGGAGAUGUGCAACAAAGUACAUGACAUAAAACCUUUCAGGAUUAAGGCCCUAAUGAUGGAGAAAUUUCAUCGUAAUAGCGACAUGCUCGCAAAAUGCUAUGAAGAUAUCUUAAAGAUUGAUCCUUGUUGUGUAACUACUCUAAAGAAGGUUAUUGGAAUGUGCAUAGAAGAUGAGUAUAGUAGAGAGUCGCUAAUCGAAAUGAUAGCAUUGCAUGUAGAAUCUUCUUUUCCUGAGCCCGAAAUAUGGAAAGAGUUAGCCUCUUGCUUCAGUAACUUCUUUGAGAAUCUUGAUGAAGACCGAUUGUCAGUAUGCCUCGACGGAUCUGAAGAUAAAAAGAAUCCACAAACAUAUUCUGUUCGAUACAACCCGACACCAAAAAUGUUCACCAAUACAUCAUGGACCCUUCGGGCUAAGUGUUGGCUAAACCGCCAUUUCUCCCCGGAAAUGCUAGAGACAGAAACAAAAAACAGUAUAUUGACAGGAGAUUGGGAGAUGAUGACUUACAAAGCGGCAUGUGCCAGUCAUAUCUACGGACGAGAGUUUGGUUAUGUUACAAAAGUGUACGGACUGUUGAAGAGUAGCAGCAACAACAGAGAGUUUUUCAAAUUCUUGCGAGAACACAGAGUGAAUGGGAACAAUAUUUACAAUUUUGAAUAGUUUACACAAAGUAGAAGAUGCCCGUUUUUGUAGUUUUGCUAAAAACUUUUACUGUACUUCCGAUUUUUUUACAUUUGAUUGUAAGAUAGAAAUCAAUAUAUGGACCUACAAAUU
Molecule: messenger RNA, 2189 nt
Organism: Arabidopsis arenosa
Lineage: Eukaryota; Viridiplantae; Streptophyta; Magnoliopsida; Brassicales; Brassicaceae
Source: the annotation of a GenBank genome assembly